AUGGGUCUACUAAUCUUCUUUUACCUUAUUUCCAACUUCCAUAUUGAAAUCACCGAUGACACUCUUGAGUACUCAUAUAUUGGAAACAAUAGCGAUAUAAUUAAUGAAUGCUUGAAGCAUCAAAGAACUGAUAAUAUUUGUCUUAAUAAUGCAGUUUCAGCACAUAACAAUAAUCGGAUUGAAGAAUUAUUAAAAAAUCCAUCAAUGAGAAUAUCUUGUUUGAAUUACCAUGUUGUAAUAAAAUCAUUAAAUCUAUACGCUGUUUUUUUCCUUGCAAAAUUGGAUCUAUUCGAAAUUAUUCCAUGGUGUCCUGCAUUUCCACAAACUUUGGAAAUCUUGAAAGAAAAUGCAUAUCAUGUAAACCUUCAUGCAUAUGGUGAUACAGGAUUAACAGCACUUCAUUAUUCAAUAAUCUAUGAUAACAUUGAUUAUUGCAAAGUAUUAUUGGACAUACCAUGGGCUUCAAUUGAUUCCAAAGAUAAUGAAGGGAGAAGCUCCCUAUAUUUUGCUGUUGAAAUGAAUAAUUAUCCAAUUGCAAAAUUCCUGAUUGAUAAAGGAGGAAAUGUGAAUUCACAAAACAAAAAAGGAAAAUCUGUUCUUCGUGUUGCAAUCGAUAAUAACAAUGAAGAAAUGGUAAAAUUACUUCUUUCAAAGGGAGCGAAUAUCAACGCUAUAGAUUCAUCUGGCGAAACAGCUCUUCAUGAAGCUGUAAGACUCAAGAAUACAGAGAUGAUUGAAUAUCUCCUUUCACAUGGUGCAAAUAUCGAAGCAAUUGGUAAAGGUGGUAAGACAGCUUUUUAUUACGCAGCAGAAAAUAAUAAUCUUGAAAUGGUUAAAUUCUUAUUUUCACAUGGAGCAAACAUCAACACUUGCGCCAGAAAUUACGAAACUCAACUUUUGAUUGCAGCAAUGAGAAAUCAUCAAGAUAUCAUUAAAUUUCUCAUUGAUCACGGAGCAGAUAUCAAUGCAAUCAUCUUAUAUACGAAAAAAAGAGAUCUGACAUUGUGUCAGAUCUCAGUAAAAGUGACAUUUACAUGUCAAAAAAAUAGAAUGAGUUUAAGUAAUUAA
Molecule: messenger RNA, 1068 nt
Organism: Trichomonas vaginalis G3
Lineage: Eukaryota; Parabasalia; Trichomonadida; Trichomonadidae
Product: spectrin binding
Exons: 1
Coding region: 1-1068 (355 amino acids)
Molecular function (GO): protein binding
Source: RefSeq, a predicted model, not a curated record